Messenger RNA from Asterias rubens (European starfish), 1389 nucleotides. RefSeq lists its product as uncharacterized. Bases 223 to 1350 code for a protein of 375 amino acids. The transcript is spliced from 5 exons. The record is from RefSeq and is a predicted model, not a curated record. Lineage: Eukaryota; Metazoa; Echinodermata; Asteroidea; Forcipulatida; Asteriidae.
UAUAGGCCACAGCGACAGCACGGCUUUCCCUUAUGUUUUUCCGAUUCUGACGAAUUCUGUGAGUUCUGAAAGAGCUCUCGUCGCAACAUAGUCUGUCGGCGUUAUUGGGGACCAGUGGCGUGUUUUGUGAGACGGUUUCUCUCUGCUUUGCUACCUGCAUCGGACGAAUCGUGUGCAUCAACUGAUCUUAAGUCUGAUGACAUUCGAACUACACAGGCUGUGAUGUUUCAAUACUUGCGAAGGAGACAAAUGCUCAUUUGCAUCUGCUCGAUUCUUGGAUUGUACAUUCUUUUCAAGGUACAUGUACCAGGUCUCAACAGGAGCCCAUAUGCUCUCGUUGCCGUAGCAAAACACGAUGACGUCACUCCGGGUGUGCAUAUCGAUGAUGACAUAAACGUAUACCCCAACCGUAAUGAUGACGUAGCACAUGCUAGUGACGACACCAAUGACGUUGCAUGGAAAAAUGCCGGCACGAGCAAAAAUGAAGAGGUCAUCAAAGAAGUCAAUCUGCCAGAAGAUGGAGAGCUUCAAUUGGCCCGUGAUUUGGUCGAUCUGGACCCGGAGGAGCUGUUUAACCGGACCGUGAUCAUCACCGGAUUCUCCCAGAACCAUUUUAAGGAGGCCAAAGGAAUGCUAGGCUCCGUACAGAAGUUUCUACCACACACCAAAAUUAUCGUCUAUGAUCUUGGACUGCGCAAGGAGAGUAUUAAAGAGGUCAAACGUAUGUGUAAUGUGAAGCUUCGUAAAUUCGACAGUUCCAAGUACCCGUCUCAUGUGGCUAAACUGUUAACAUACGCCUUCAAACCUGUCAUAAUCGAGGAGGCGUUGCGGGAAUUUGAUGUCGUCUUCUGGUGCGAUGCCUCGGCCCGUUUUCAACGAGACCCUCGUGUCAUGUACCCCUACUUGAAGGAGCAACACGGGUUCAUGAGGCGAAUCGUUCGCUACGACCCUAAACUAAUCAUCUCUAGAACCAACCCAGCGAUGUUCAAGGAGUUAGGCGUGGACAGGGUCAAAUACUCAAAGGACGUGGACCACGCCCCUUCAUUUGAAGCCAAUCGUCUACUCUUCAUCAACAGUACCCUCAUUCGGGAGAAGUUGAUAACGCCCUGGGUUGACUGUGCUCUGCGUCGUCAGUGCAUAGCACCGGACCACAGUACGCUGAAUCUCAACAAGGCCGGACCGCUUUAUACCCAUCGCUACGACCAAGCUGCCAUUUCUAUUUUGGCGUACAAAAACAUGUACGAUGCAUGGACCAAGAACAACGAUCGAACGAAGUUGUUUGUCAGUGUGGUUGACCUGUCCAGAACUACGAUCGGCUGGCAAACGGUCCAGUACUGUUCGACUGAAUGACACAAUUAAUUUUGUCCGUAAUCGUAUACAACUUGAUGU